This is a messenger RNA of Menidia menidia (Atlantic silverside), 4908 nucleotides long. Lineage: Eukaryota; Metazoa; Chordata; Actinopteri; Atheriniformes; Atherinopsidae. The record is from the annotation of a GenBank genome assembly.
GCACGUACAGUUUGACGUCAUCAAAUGUCUGGCCCGGCUACUGUCACUAGCGUCAGAGAGAAGCAAGGACGUGACAUGGAACUAAAUUUUCCACUGAACAGUUAUAUAUGUUUCGUAGCUUAUUGAAAUCGACUUAACGAUUGACUAUUUUCGUGUUCCACCUUAGGGGUGCUUUGGUUUCGAUAUCAAACAAAGGCUUUGGCUAGCUGACUGACAAGCUAGCUUCUAAGUUACAAUACUAUUUAAAGAUAGCGACUUCAGACUUUAAAGCAUGGCGUUAAUCCUGUUUACGAGGUCCCGGACACCGUUAAUCAAAACGUCCCGAUCGUUAAAGAACGAAUUUCGGAAAGGUAAAGGUAAACUGCAGGAUGGUCCCUGUUUCAACUGCACGACCCUCAGAGUCGCCAGUCAAAAGUUCGAUGGGUUCAGACUCGGCAGCCUGGGCCACAUCUCCUCGUUCAGCCCCUCCCCUCUGAUGCCAGACGAGUACGCGGGGCCCGCUCCGAACUCCGAGCCACAGCGGCUCUACUGCGCCUUAGCGGCGGCGCCUUCCGCCUCGCCGUACCCCGCCACGGCGCCGGGCUCCCAGUGGGCCGUGGUGCGACCGCGGGACAUCCCCGGCGUCCGGUGGGUCCACACCUCCCGGAGGCGGUGGGACGACUCCAAGGUGGAGAAGUCGCUGCGCUCGCUGAAAGACAAGAAGAAGAAACUGGAGGAAGGGGGCCCGGUGUACAGCCCCACGCUGGACGCCGAACCCGUCCGGAGGACCAUCCGACAGAGGGUCCUGGACGAGGUCAAGCACUACUACCACGGCUUCAAGCUCCUGUGGAUCGACACCACCAUCGCCGGGCGGAUGCUGUGGAGGGUGCUGAACGGGAACCCCUUGUCCCGACGCGAGAGGAGACAGUUCCUCAGAACGUGUGCCGACGUCUUCCGGCUGCUUCCCUUCCUGGUGUUCAUCAUCGUUCCAUUCAUGGAGUUCCUCCUUCCUGUUGCUUUGAAGCUCUUCCCCAACAUGCUGCCGUCCACCUUCGAGACGCAGUCAAAGAAGGAGGAAAGAUUGAAAAAGGAGCUAAGGGUCAAACUAGAGAUGGCCAAGUUCUUGCAGGACACCAUCGAGGAGAUAGCGCUGAGGAACAAAGUUGCUCAGGGCAAUGUGACGGAGGAGUUCUCCACCUUCUUCCAAAAGAUCCGGAACUCUGGGGAGCGUCCCAGUAACGAGCAGAUCAUCAAGUUCUCCAAGCUGUUUGAAGACGAGCUGACCCUGGAUAACCUGACUCGGCCUCAGCUGGUGGCUCUCUGCCGUCUCCUGGAGCUCCAAUCCAUCGGGACCAAUAACUUCCUCCGCUUCCAGCUCAUCAUGAAGCUCAGGGCCAUCCGUGCAGACGACAAGCUAAUAGCCGAGGAGGGAGUGACGAGUCUGAAUGUGAACGAGGUCCAGGCCGCCUGUCGCGUUAGAGGGAUGAGGUCUCUCGGAGUCACCGAGGAGCGACUGAGAGAGCAACUCGGCCAGUGGCUGGAGCUGCAUUUAAACCAGCAGAUCCCCACCUCUCUGCUGCUCCUGUCUCGAGCCAUGUACCUCCCCGACACGCUGUCUCCUGCCGAUCAGCUGAAAACCACUCUGCAGACGCUUCCUGAAAUGGUGACCAAAGAGGCCCAAUUAAAGGUGGCAGAGAUGGAACUCUCCAAAGUGGACAACAAAACCAAACUGGAGACCACGCUUCAGGAGGAGGCGGCCAUCCGGCAGGACACCAAGGACCGGGAGAUGGAGAGGCUGGCGGACGCCGCCGAGAAAGCCGCCAGGGGGGCCGAGUUGGAGCUCGACUCGAGGAGGGUAAAGCACAGCGAGGUUACCAGGGCAACCCGUUCUGAGACGCUGAGGGAUACGGCUCCCGUUCUCGAGGGGAUCAAGGGUGAGGAGAUCACCAAAGAGGAGAUCGACAUGUUGAGUGAUGCAUGCUCAAAGCUCAAGGGGCAGAAGAGGCUUCUGACUCUGGAGAAAGAGGAGCUGGAGGACCUCAAGGACGACGUCCAGGAAUACAACGAGGACCUGGAGGAGAUAAAGAUGGAGUUUUCUAAGACCGGUCAGUCCAAAGCCAUCGAGGAGUCGAAGGCCAGCCAGCGCCUGUCAAAGAGGGUGACCCGUAUGAUCGGCCGCAUCGACAAGAUCAUCCUGGAGCUGGAGAAGGACAAGGUCAUCCUGGACGGACAGGUGGACAGUGGAGCCACCCCGCCUGUUGGAUUAUUCUUUACUAAAUAUAAUGACGCGACAAGUCUGUUCUACACCUUCAGGGAGAACCUCAUCAGCAUCGACGAGCUGAUCAGCGUCAUGCGGCAGAUCCAGAGUAUCCCCGAAGACAAGCUGCAGAGGAUCGCCGAGGCCCUCGACGACAACAAAGACGGGAAGGUCGACAUCGACGACGUCAUCAAAGUGGUGGAGCUGAUCGACAAGGAGGACAUCGACAUCUCCACCACGCAGGUGGCCGACAUCAUGGUCAUGCUGCAGAAGGAGGAGAAGCUGAUGGGGAAGGAGAAAGCCAAAGAGAAGGCCGAAAAGGAACAGGCAGCCACACGCAACAGCUAACUCUUUUUCUUCAUCCACACAGCGAAAGAAAAAAAAAACUGAUGUCUGUGGCACAAAUAACUCGACAAGAGAUCUGAACAAGCUAUACUGGGUAACACCUGCCUGCUGAAUGUUAGCUCCCAGAGAUUAUUUCUGGGAGUUUUGAAAAAAAAAAAAAGAGUAAAUAACAAAAGAAGGCUUACUGCCUUUUAAAAAUGCACAAAAACGAACUUGUAAGAAAAUGAACGUAAUGUUAUACUUUUUCUGGUGUGAUCAUUUACGAUAUGCAGAUACUUGAUUUUUGUGUAAUUUUACACAUGUAUUUAUUUAUUCUGGGAACACAGUAACUUGGAACCGUGGUCGCAACUUUAGAGUUGGUAAAGAAAAACCGUUUAUGGGAAUAUAUCAGAUCCAAUAUUUUUAGGUUUGUGGUGAAACAUCAUGCCUUUCAUUGAAUUAUUUUGUCAUCUCAAAGAAAUGAGACCUCAUUUCUGGACUUUGCACAGUAAACAUGAUUGUCAGCAUGGUCAUUCCAUUCACUUGCUUUUAUUCUCAUUGUUCAUCCUUCAUCCUAUUGUUUUUUGUUUUUUUUACUUAUACUCUGGUAGCUGUCAGAUGUUUAAAUGGUAGUUGCAACCAAAGAAAUAAUUGGCCACAUGGCUGAAAAUGACCUAUUUAAGAUGGGAAAUGUAAUGAUUUGAAGAUCUUCCCCAAGACAAACAAAAAAAAAAUCGGAUUUGAUUCUUUCUAGAGUAAGCGUGCAUUUGUCCAGAAGGCAUAUAACAGAAGUUCUAUGUCAGUGAAAAGCUUUGUAGUGUUUCUUCUAUUUUUUUGUACUCAGCAGCUUAGUAGUUUUUGCUAAUUCUUUGAGUAGUAAGCAGGUCCUGGUAUUCACCCACCUAUUUGUACAUAAAUCACCACCUGAUAUUUUGUCAGCCCCUUCAGAAACAGCUCUGAUCUGGACCCUUUUUUUAAGAGUCUUGUUCUCAUGUUGUGCAUGUGGAUCGGAAUGCUCCAUGCACAUCCCAAAGAGGCUCAGUCGGCUCAGAAUCGGGAUCUUUAUGAGUUUUAGCAGCCUUGCUAAAGGUUUCCCAACAAAAUGUUAGCAAUUCGCUUCAUCUUGAGGCUUUUUUCGUGUAUUCUCUUGUAGCUUUUUGUAAAAAAAAAAAAAGAAAGAAAGAAAAAAAAAAAGCCAAAGUUGCACUGUAGCACAUUAAAUAACACUUUCUGCUUAUUUUUUUUCAAAUCAAACAAACAAAACCAGCCAAGACUGACGGGCUGCGCAAAAAAAAAGUGUCAGGACGAUAACAAGUGCAGAGACGCUAAAUGCCAAUUCAACCGCUCCAGUGACCGCUGUCAUAAAAUUCCCUUUCAUAGGUGUUGGAACUUGGCAGAAAAACUGAUUGAAGGUUUCGGUUUUAGGUGUCACAGAAGCUGGAAUUGCGCACAAGUUGUAUAAUUUUUGUAGUCUUAGCCUGUAAAGGUUGAAUGCACAGUGGCCUUCUAAUGAGAAACAUAUUAUGGAUCGUGUAUUGUUGUAUAUUUAAUUUGUCUUUUUUUUUUUAGUAUUUCUGUUUGUGGUCUCUGCACUGUACAGUAUAUGCUCUGGUUGGUUGGUUAUGCUCUGACGCCACAUUCCUUUCAGGGCUGAGCCUAAUUAUUACCGAGAAGAUUUCAGAACGGUAAAAAACGUUUCCCCUUUUUCGCCCCCGAAAAAACAAAAACAAAAAAAAACAACCAUUAUCUUUGGCUUUUUUUUGUCGUGGAAUUAAAAAAGAUAUUGGGAGUUUUUCCAAGUUACUGUUUCAGGCGGUCAGUUUACAUGAGAAUGUAUUACGCUCAGGAGUGACCCAAGUGGAACCUUCGUGUAAUUGACCCUAAAGUCUGAUUGCUUUUGGACCUCUGUUGAAUCCCGACCCCCCCCCCCCCCCCCCUCCGGACGACUGAAUUAUUCACUCUGAGCCCUCUGGUAUUCCUCCAAGGCAACUAGAGAAAAGGUCCGCUUGUGUAAACGACGGUGACAGAGUGGUGCUUUAGAUAAAGCUCCGGUGGAUGACGCUUCUCUUAAUCCCCUUCCCAGAAUCGGCAGGGGCGAUUAAGAGCUCCCAUCCAGGUUCAUGCUCGGUGGUUCCCCCCCCCUGGCCCCGGACCGGUCCAGACGGAUUGCCCCAGGGUAGACGUUCGGCCCAUACAUGGGGCUCAGCCAGCUCCUGUUUGGGUUAGAGGGGCUCUGGCGGAAGGUGGCACGCUCCUCGACGGCGUUAAUCAGCGGUCAGUGUAAACACGCCACGGCCAGCAUCCACGAGUGCCCGACGGGGGUCCUUCGGGGGGUUUCGGAAAGGAUG